AUGGACAAAUAUGAGGUCGCACUUGAAGCUUUACGUUCCUUAGAUCCAGGAGGAAAGCCCAAUAUUUCUUUAUUUGCGAGAACCUACAGUGUUGAUGCCUCAAAUCUCAGAAGACGUUUUCUUAGACUUACGGGCCCAAAACAAGUACAAUAUGACAAUCAACGCGUAUUGAACCAUGGGCAAUCUCAAGCAUUUAUAAAAUACAUAAAUCAGCUUACCGAAAAAGGCCUUCCACCUACGAAUCGAAUGCUAGCCAAUUUUGCAGAGGAUAUAUGUGGUAAAAAGCCUGGGAAAAACUGGGCUACCCGCUGCUUAAAGUCUCAUUCUGAUCAGCUUAUUUCUCGCUAUUCAACUGGCCUUGAUAUGGAUAGGAAAAAUGCAGAUAAAGCAUGGAAAUAUGUGUUAUAUUUUGAGCUUCUUGGUCGGAAAAUUAUGCAAUAUAACCUUGCUUCGGAGCAAAUCUAUAACAUGGAUGAAAAAGGCUUCAUGCUUGGGAUGAUGAUAAAAGAGAAACGAAUCUUUUCUCGCUAUAAAUACGAGCUUGGAGGCUUCAAGCAGUUUCUCCAGGAUGGGAAUCGAGAAUGGAUAACAACAAUUGCUUGUAUUUGUGCUGAUGGAAAAGCUAUCUCGCCUAGCUUAAUCUAUUCAGCAAAAUCAGGUAAUAUCCAAGAUUCAUGGCUUCAAGAUUUCGAUCCUAAGGCUCAAAGAUGUUUUUUUGCAGCUUCAGAGUCAGGAUGGACCAAUAAUGACAUUGGUUAUCAUUGGCUUGUCGAUGUUUUUGAUAAAGAGACAAAAUCUCAAGCAAGCAGGGGAUGGCGCCUUCUAAUUCUUGACGCUCAUGCAACUCAUACUUUACAGCCUCUUGACGUUGCUUCAUUUUCGCCUCUUUCUCAGGCCUAUUCAAACGAAUUAAACAGCUUUUUAGCUGAAUGUCAAGGAUCACGGCUUACCAAACGUGACGUUUUUCGACUUUUUUUGGGCAGCUUGGGAAGCCAUCUUUUACAAUCGGAAAUAUCAGAUCUACCUUCGAAAAUACUGGUGUAUAUCCUUUCAAUCCAACAUACAGGCGAUGCUACAACUCCUUCGAAUGGUGCUUUUAUCUGGAGAAAAAGUUGGGGUGGAACGGAAAUGCGAUGUUGCGGGAGAACUACUCAGCGUGUUCUCAAGUGUGCCCGUCGAGCAUUUGAAAGCAAUCAGCUCCCCUUUGAUAUGUGCCGUGCCCGUGCCUCUCUAGCACAAACACUGAUCAAUCCUAGCUCCAUCACCUUGAUGGAAUUGACUACAUUCUCUAAUCUGUCUCAUAAAUGGCAUAUCUCUUACAACGUCUUGAAACUAGUCUACACCGGGCCUCUGGUGCCGGAGAACGACUACGGGGCCAACAACGCCAUGCUAGUAGUCAACCGAAAACACGAAGCGUCUGGCCCAUCAUCCUAUACGCAGAGCCCUCCUGGUGUCGGAAGCACACCUGGUGCUGGUAUCGAUCAGAUGCCACAUUUUCAGCUGCCACCAGAACUACUUAUAGAUUGGCCAUGGCCCUUGCUCUUGUAA
Talaromyces stipitatus ATCC 10500 is the source of this 1548-nucleotide messenger RNA. RefSeq lists its product as uncharacterized. Gene Ontology annotation, molecular function: DNA binding. The transcript has 4 exons. Gene Ontology annotation, cellular component: nucleus. The record is from RefSeq and is a predicted model, not a curated record. Lineage: Eukaryota; Fungi; Ascomycota; Eurotiomycetes; Eurotiales; Trichocomaceae. The coding region runs from base 1 to 1548 and encodes 515 amino acids.